UUUUAUAUAUUAUUGGAAAUUUUAAAAUGCGUUCCAGCGUUAUUGUGGUAAUCUGGAUUAUCUGUUACGUUAUUGUCGUCAUCACAUCAUUAGUUGAAGGUUUGAUUUGUUACGAAUGCUGGAAUGCAAAAAACGACGAAGAUUGCCGGAGAAAGGGAAAAGUCAGAUUGUGUGAAAAAUCGCAGACUGCAUGUCAAACUACAGAGCGUGUUGACUACGCAUGGGGACCUAUAACAAAAAUAACGAAAAAUUGCAAGCAAGCCAGAGCCUGUCAAAAUAAUUUCAGACAAAACAAAAGGAAGAGAAAUAAUUCACAAUGCAGAUAUUUCAAAAAUCAAUCCGUGUGUAGAUGUUGUUGCAUCGAUGAUUUAUGCAAUUUUGACAGCGAUACCUGCACAGGAGUGACCGACGCAAAAUUACUGCGAGAAAAUUCACCGAAGUGUCCAAAAAUUCGCAGAUUGAGAAACGGUGUCGUUUCGUGUGAUAGAAACAAUAACCCGGUUCAAACUGCAGAUUUCGAUGUAAAAAAUUUCACGACUUACACGGGCCAGGAAUGCUCCGUUGUGAAAUGGAUAAACUGGAGGCAACAUGGUCAGAUAAGAUGCCAUGUUGUAGCAAACCAUGUCCUCCUCAUGGAAACAUGGAUCUUGUAUUUGCCGUCGAUUCAUCGAUAGAAACGGAGGAAAAUUGGGAGAAAAUAAAAGAAUUGUUGAAAGAUUUAAUAACUACAUUUUUGGUCGGACCUAGAGAAAGCAGAAUCGGAAUUGUGACAUACAAUGAAAAAGUUGGGGCGGAUAGUGAAAUAUUUUUGAAUUCUUACAACUCAACAACGCAACUUGCUUCUGCUGUCAAUACGUUGAGAAGCCAUCCUGGUCCAACGAGAGGUACGAGGAUUGGACAACUUCUCGAUCACGUGAAUCGGGUUUCAUUUUUAAAAAGUAACGGAAACAGAAGAAGGUAUAGAGAUAUUUUAGUUAUGUUAACGACAGGAGCACCUUUAAAAGAAAAACUUGAUCCAAAAACAACAGCUAAGCUGUUAAGAGACAAUGGUAUAGAUGUAGUAACGGUCGGUGUCGGUUCAUAUGUUGAUAUGAAGCAGUUACGAGGAACUGCUGGAUUCAAAAAACGGCUCAUUGAAAUACCGGGUGGGGCUGAAACAAUAGGAGAAUCAAAAUUCAAAGAUAGAAUAAUAAACAUAAUUUGUGGGGAAACAUGUGAACGUCGGUGAUUAUUAUUUUCGAAACUAGAAAAGGUAUAUAAAAA
This is a messenger RNA of Styela clava, 1263 nucleotides long. RefSeq lists its product as uncharacterized. The record is from RefSeq and is a predicted model, not a curated record. Lineage: Eukaryota; Metazoa; Chordata; Ascidiacea; Stolidobranchia; Styelidae.